Messenger RNA from Salvelinus namaycush (lake trout), 2077 nucleotides. RefSeq names its product isochorismatase domain containing 1 (gene isoc1). The record is from RefSeq and is a predicted model, not a curated record. The transcript is spliced from 5 exons. Gene Ontology annotation, cellular component: cytoplasm. Bases 25 to 918 code for a protein of 297 amino acids. Lineage: Eukaryota; Metazoa; Chordata; Actinopteri; Salmoniformes; Salmonidae.
UCUGCACAGUUGCGCCCUCUAUGAAUGACCCACGCUUCUGUACGCAUUCACACAGCUCCUGGAAUCAUGGCGGACGGUCACAGCAACAACAAUCAUGUCCCUGUUUUGCUUUCAUUUUCGGCGUUUUCGCGGCCGUCCUCUGUGCCUGUUGGUUCUGGAUAUGAAGUGCUCAUUCAAAAGUUUUUGUCACUCUACGGACGCCAGAUUGACCUCCAUCGUAAAUUCAUGAUUCAAUUGUAUUCGGACGAGUGGGCACAGUACAUUGAUUUGCCGAAAGGAUUCAUCAUAUCUGAGAAAUGCAAGCUACGAUUUGUACCUUUGGAAACGGAUGUGACAAUACUGGGGAACCUGAUCCCAGCCACCACGGUUUUCUUCUGCUGUGACAUGCAGGAAAGAUUCCGCCCAGCUAUCAAGUACUUCGGUGACAUCAUCAGUGUGGGACAGAGACUGCUUCAGGGGGCUCGUAUCCUGGGGAUUCCCGUCAUCGUGUCGGAGCAGUACCCCAAAGGCCUGGGUAGCACGGUGCAGGAGAUGGACCUUACUGGAGCCAGGCUGGUGUUCCCUAAGACCAAGUUCUCCAUGGUGCUGCCUGAGGCCGAGGCAGCCCUGGCCGACCUGCCGGGGGUCCGCAGCGUGGUGCUGUUCGGGGUGGAGACCCAUGUGUGCAUCCAGCAGACAGCCCUGGACCUGCUAGCAAGGGGUUUCGAGGUGCACAUGGUGGCAGACUCCACCUCAUCCCGUAGCAUGAUGGACAGAAUGUUUGCACUGGACCGAAUGGCUCGCACCGGGAUCAUUGUCACCACCAGUGAGUCUGUCCUCCUCCAGCUGGUAGGCGACAAGGAGCACCCAAAAUUCAAGGAGAUCCAGAAUAUCAUCAAGGCCAGCGCUCCCGAGUCUGGCUUGCUUUCCAAGGUCUAGACUAGGCCACGCGUGGUGAAAAAGGAAAAGGUAGAAUGUGUCCUUGUCCACUGAUCCCAGAUAUAGAUAUGGGUUCAUAUUCUCAUAGUGGUUAAGGAUAGAAGUUAGGUGUAGAGUAGCCUGAUCCUAGAUCUGUGGUUAAAUUAGUAUGUAAUGGUUAAGGUUAGGAUUGAGGGUAGGGAUAUCUGUGGUUAGGGACAACUUCUACCAUCAAGCAGUGACAGAGAACCAACAGGAAUCAAGAGGUUUAAAGGGGCGAUCUGCAGUUGCUUAAUCUAUUUUUGGAAUUAUAAUUUAAUUAUAUGUACCCAUUGAUUCUUGAGGAAUAUAACUUGGAAAUGCCUCAUGAGCUUAAUUCACCUGUCACAGUCCAUGAGAACCCAAAAUAUAACCUUAUUUUACUCCAAUGUUUGACAACAACAAACACUAUAUAGCCUCAUAUAUAUUGCAUCCAUAGCUCUGUCUAUGAAUUUGAGUGGUUACACUUCACCAGCCCCAUCCCUUAUUUUUUUUCCUGCUGAUUUGACGCUUUAAGGUGAAUUGGGAGAUGGACCAGUUUUCUUUCAGUCCUGGUCUGGGAAGGGGAUGGACCAGUUCUUCUUCAGUCCUGGUCUGGGAAGGGGAUGGACCAGUUCUUCUUCAGUCCUGGUCUGGGAAGCCCAUUGCGUAUGCAGCAUUUCACUCCAGCUGGAUUAAAUAUUGUGAAAAUCUAACCUUGUUGUAGGGAAGGACUUGUCUUGAACUGAAAGUGCACAUUGAGGUGAUGUCAUAGGACCAGUACAUUUCCACUGACCAGUUUCAUGUGGGUUGAUAAACAUACACACUGAGUCUUGGACUUGGGAAACCUUGGCUGGGCUAUUUUGGUACCAAUGAUAUUUAUGCACUGAGCUUUCUAGCCUGCCUGAGCACAUGGGUGAUUAAGUGCUUGCUUCAUGUGACUAGUAUAUUGUAUGUGAGUCAGGGUUUGAUGUAGAAAAAUGAAUAAAUAUGAUAUAUUUCCUAAUGUAUAAUUCCUGUUUCCCUUUUUGUCAACAGCUCACAGUAUGACAGUAAUUCGGAAUUGUACUUCCUCGUCUAUUUUUAUCAUGUGUUCACUGCCGUAUUCUCUUAUCUGCCUGUAAUGAAAAGGGGGAAAUAAAUAUAAGAAAUUGUUGAGACA